Molecule: messenger RNA, 1754 nt
Organism: Benincasa hispida (wax gourd)
Lineage: Eukaryota; Viridiplantae; Streptophyta; Magnoliopsida; Cucurbitales; Cucurbitaceae
Product: RING/U-box superfamily protein
Biological process (GO): protein ubiquitination; ubiquitin-dependent protein catabolic process; mitotic cell cycle checkpoint signaling
Cellular component (GO): nucleus
Molecular function (GO): ubiquitin-protein transferase activity; metal ion binding
Source: RefSeq, a predicted model, not a curated record
UUUAAGCUUUUGAGCGUUUGUAUUUGUAAAUUUGUUUCAUUUCAAAAUUCUCAGAAUCAGCCAUCCCUCGCUUCCUUCUCCUUCUCCCUCCUACUUCUACUAGCGGUUAUGGCGGAAAUUGGAGAGUGCUCUGCUACGAAUUCCUCCAUAGAAUACUGGGCGAAGCUAAUUCCACCUGAUAAAAUAUAUGCAGAUAUUGAGAUAAACUCUGAUGAGACCAUUAUCUACUCGGAGACAAAAUCCACAUCUGUUGAAAAACGUGAAUGGUGCAAAAUCACAAGAAAUUCAGAUCUAAAUUCUGCCACUCUGCAGAAUAGAAGUUCAAAUGCCAUCAUUGUCGAUGAGACUCUUGUUCAAAAGGAUGACACUACUUUCAUCAAGUGUGGAAGCGAAAUUAUUUCGGGUCCGGUCCGGGAUGGGCAUUUGAGCUAUAAAUUUAAAAUGUUGUCAGGCUCAAGAAUAUGCAAGGGCUUAAAGAUUUCUGUGGAUGUUGAGCACGCAAAAUGCAGUAUUUGUUUAAACAUAUGGCAUGAUGUUGUCACGGCCGCUCCUUGCUUUCACAACUUUUGCAAUGGAUGUUUCUCGGAGUGGUUAAAAAGAUCCCAAGAGAAGCAUACAAGCGUACUUUGUCCUCAGUGUAGAGCAGUUGUGCAAUUUGUUGGAAGAAAUCACUACUUGCUGAACAUAGCGGAGGAUAUAUUGCAAGCUGAUUCUUCCCUUAGACGUUCGGUCGAAGAAAUUGCUAUUUUGGAUUCUUGUUCCUUGAUACAAUCAAAUCUGGUCAUUGGGUCUGCAAAAAAGCGCAAUCAGAAAAGGCCUCAUUCUGUAUUGGGUCAGGAGGAGACCGGUGAUUUAGAGCUUCCAUGCCCUCAAUGUGGUACUGAAUAUGCUGGAUUUCGCUGUAAUCCAAACACAGUCCAUCUGCAAUGUCAUGGAUGUGGAGGAAUGAUGCCUUCUCGAUUUGAUAUUGGGAUACCUCAACAUUGUUUAGGAUGUGAUAGAGCAUUUUGUGGUGCAUAUUGGCAAGCUCAGAGGUUACAAAGAAGUGAUACUUACGCGACUUGCAAUCCUGAGACUCUUAAACCAAUCUCGGGACGUACCAUCUCAAGAAUUCCACAGUUGACACAUGAAAAUAAUCGUCAUGAACAGGAUAUUACAGGGAGGUGCAUUAGUCAGAUGGGUAAAACAUUGCAGGAUGUCAUCUCGGAAUGGAUAGUAAGGUUUAACAACAGAGAAAUUGAUCGAACACGAAUGCCUCUAAACCAUGCGGAGAUGAUAACUGCAGAGACGCAUAUUUGCAAUGAGUGUUAUGAAAAAUUGGUGGGAUUUCUCCUGUAUUGGUUUCGGAUUUCAACACCAAAAUAUCUUCUGCCGGGAGAUGCAACCGAGAGGGAAAAUUGUUGGUAUGGAUAUGCAUGUCGGACUCAGCACCACAAUGAAGACCACGCUCGCAAGAGAAAUCAUGUUUGUCGUCCCACCCGAUCCCGAUAAUAAUUACUGUUUCUAUUUCUACUACACUUUAUUCCCUUUUAUAUUAUAUUUUUCUGAAGUUCUCAGUCAUCAGAUCUUUAAAAUUACAAGCAGACUUUUUGUCUUUAAUUGGUUGCAAAUAUGCAUUUUGUAUGUAUAUUAAAUUCUCAACAAGUCAUGUAGACUCUUUAAGUUUUUCUUGCCCACCUUUGAAGAUCAGAGUUAUCCCUUUAGACCUAUCUUUUUCCAAUUAAAUAAAUAAAUAAAUAAAUAAAAAUUACAUA